Molecule: messenger RNA, 2202 nt
Organism: Diospyros lotus (date-plum)
Lineage: Eukaryota; Viridiplantae; Streptophyta; Magnoliopsida; Ericales; Ebenaceae
Exons: 9
Coding region: 862-1776 (304 amino acids)
Biological process (GO): developmental process involved in reproduction
Source: RefSeq, a predicted model, not a curated record
CUUUCUCUUCAUUUGCUACCCCUUGCCCUUUAUUUAUAAUAGUGGGUAGAUAUCCCAAUGAAGACAUAAAAUAUUUACAGUUUAACCUCUCAACUUAACACUAAUUACAGUUUGGGUUACAACUUCUAUUUAAUACUUCAUUGGCCCUCAAAUACAAUGCUAUAACUGAUCUUAUGAACCUAUAUUCUAGACAACAUUUUAACAAUAAGUUAUAAUAAUACUUAUAUCAUAUAAAUUAUACUAAUUUCACAUACACCCUUAUUUAUUUUAUUCUAACAUUUAUAUUUUUAACUAUUUUCACAUAUACCCCUAUAUUUUUUAAAUUUACAGUUUGCCCCACGUUUUCGUUUUCUACCUUUUUGAAAAAAUGCCCUUUUCCCGUUUUCGUUUCGUAGAACAACAAUUUUUCAUAAAAUGAGGGGUUAAAGUGCAACAUUUUAUAGUUCUGCAUCAUUUUAAGGCUCUCUAUUCGGGACGGCUAGGGCUGGGAGUUUGAAUUCCAGUUCUCGCAGUGUGGUGCUAGCUUCUUCGCAACUGGCGUUGAAUUCUUCCAACUCUUCAUUUUCCUUUCGUUUAGGUGAAUACUGUCCUCGUCUUCAGAGAUCUAGUAGUGUUUCUUCGUUUCAUUAUGCACCUUCUCGUUGCCAUCUUUGCGGCCUCUCAAAAUUAGGGUUUUUGUUUUUUUUUUUCUACAACUGAUUUUAGUAGUGUUUCUUCGUUUCGUUAUGCACCUUCUCGUUGCCAUCUUUGCGGCCUCUCAAAAUUAGGGGUUUUUUUUUUUUUUUCUACGACUGAUUCUAGCCUUGGUGCUCUGACAACUUUGCUAGAAAUUUCUACUCCGUCUUGCUAUUUCCCGAUCAGAUGGAGGUCAUUUACGCAAAGCUCUAUGAUAAGUACACUAAACUUAAAAUCAAAAAAGAGUCUGAAAUAGACAAAAUUAGCCGUGAUCAGGAAGUUAAAUUUAUGAACUAUGUUUCUGCUGCAGAUGAAUUGGUUGAACACUUGAGAAAUGAAAAUGACAGGCUACGUGCACAAAUAAAUGAUUUGAGACAUGAAGCAGCUUCAAUCAGGUCAACAAAGGAUGAACAGCAGGCUGCAUAUCAAAAGCUUUUAAUGGAAGAGGACCAGAAGAUUAAACAGCUUUCAGAAGAAAUUGAGAGGCUUCAGAACCUGCAAAGUGCAAUGGAUGAAAAAAAUGAAAAUGGGCAACUGAAUAUGUUUGGAAGCUCUCAAAUUGGAUCAGACACAUAUGAUGGUUUAAACAUGAAGGUCCCAAGAAAACGCAGCAGGAAUAAUGAGGCUGAUGCAGAAGUUAUGGUUAUUCCAUGCUCCAUUGAUCAAGUUCGGUGUGACCCUGUGAAUGAAACACCAAGUGGUCCAUCCAAGCAAAUUGUGUCUAGUACUAGUGAUUUGGACAUUGAUCAGCCUGAGUGCUGUAGAAGAAAGAUUGGCCUUUCAGGUGGUGUAGCUGCCACUGGUCCGUCCAACUGCAUUUUUCAAGAACUUACUGAGUGCUUACUUGACAUGAAAUUAUCCACUGCUACCCAAACUGAAGGAAUAUGUAUCUCAGCACUACAUCAAUCAAGUGGUUACUCAUUCAGUCUGACAUGGGCAAAUAAGGCAGGGGGAGACGAGGUGGAGGUGCUGUAUCGCGUGUUGUCGUUGGGUACAUUUGAGAGAGUGGCACCGGAGUGGAUGAGAGAGGUGAUUGUAUUUAGUUUGAGGAUGUGCCCUAUCUUUUUUGAGAGGAUAUCCCGAGUUAUCAAGCCUUGCUGAUGACAUUAAUGCAUCCUUUGCUACCCAACUUAGGAAUUAUAUUCUGUUUCUCCACCACAAGGCGGUCCUUUCUUUUGGGCUUAAUGUGCAGGUCAUGCAAAACACCAACAUCGUUUAUCUAAUUGCCAGAACCGAUCAGUCGAUUCUUCUGGCUUCUGUUGUAUUUCUGUCUAGUUUGAUUUUCAAACAGUAAACAUAUACUCGCAGGGAACAUAGUUUUUUGUGAUCUUGGUCGAGUUCAUGUUGCUGUCACAAGCUGUUUCUCUUUUCUUUUUCAUGUUAGUAGUUAGUGCAUUGUAAUGUUGUCUGCCAAAGGUGAGAUGAACAAGAAGUUGGCAAUGGCAUGUACUGGGUGAGAAGCAAUUAAGCACAUUUGUACUGGGUGAGAAGCAAUUAAGCACCUUAGUGCGACGAUGUUGGUCUGUA